AUGAUUGACAUUCUGUUCAUCUUCAAAACUCUUCAUACCAUAUUAGGAGUGUCUGGAUGUAUUUUCAACGUUCUUUUGAUCUACUUAGCGAAGUUUAAAUCGCCAUCAGCCAUCAAGUCCUAUGCGACAUUAAUUGUCAACUUCGCCUUCACCGAUUUCUGUGUAUGCUUCCUCGACGUGUUCAUCGAGCAACGACUGAUUCCCGCCGGUGGGGGUCUUUAUUUUGUUUCAAGUGGAUAUUGCAUAUAUUUUGGACCUUAUGCUUGUCACGUCGGAUUCGGUUUAAUGCUUCAUUUCCUUGCUCACUCCCUUUGGUCCCUUCUAAUAUCAUUCUCAUACAGGUUCUAUGUUCUAUAUUAUCCAGCUCCGAAAAAGAGUACAAUGGCGUUUAUUUUAUUAUUGGUGUAUCAACCUUCGUUGUUCCAAGCCGUAUUGUACAUAUCAUCGUACAACGAAUCAAAUGAAGUUCGCGAGACUCUACAACAAACGUUUCCGAGCUACAAUCUAACAGAGACUGUUGUCAGUGGUAACACGAACAUUCUGCGCUUCUCAGCCCUCUUUACCGUUCUCCAUAUGAAUCUUCCAAUCAUUCCAGUAUAUCUCGGAAUCAUUUUGCUUCGUCGCAAAAUCAUUAAGCGAUUGACCUACUCCGGUGUUGGAAUAACAGGAAAAGCCAAAGUGUUGCACAAGCAACUGCUGUUGGCGCUGACUUAUCAAGCAUUGCUCCCGGGAUUCUAUGUAUUCGCUGUGCUUUCGUACGCAUGCGGUCAAUUCGGCUUCAUCCAUCAUCCGGCUUUGGAAUACGAGCAAGCGGUGACGAGUCGCUUGCUUUAUCUCGAGCUGAGCUACGACAUAAGAAAUGACUGCUAUCAGACGGAAUCCGGAUGGGAUGAGGCGUUGCUGAACGAAUAA
Caenorhabditis bovis is the source of this 912-nucleotide messenger RNA. The record is from the annotation of a GenBank genome assembly. Lineage: Eukaryota; Metazoa; Nematoda; Chromadorea; Rhabditida; Rhabditidae.